GGCAGAGCGUUUGCGAAGGCUGGCCAGUCUGCCUUGCGGCUCCGGGAACUCUCUGUGGUCCCGCUCCCUGCCAGGUUCGUGGACGUCCGUCGCACCGCUCCGACACCUCCACUCCAAUCAUCGACACCAGCUCCUGAGCUAACGGAUUUUAACUGACGAUUUCUCACGUAAAUCUUCAGCAAGAUGACGUUCUGGCAGGAGAACUACGGCUUCGUGAAGGAUGUGUACGACUUCCGCCUUCAGAAGUAUCAAGAAUGGAUGGACAACUUGGAGGGAAUCGUGUCGAAGGUGAUGGCCCAAAAUGUCCAGUAUACCUACAAGGAGUUCAAGAACAUCCAGGACAGUCUUGCCUCCCUGUGCCGUGACCUGGAGAAGGAGGGCAUGAAGGAGUGGCUGGACAUGAUGCUGGAGAAGGUAGCUAUGCGAGUGUCUGACGAGGCCACCGUCAGUUCCAAGGACAAGGAGUUCAAGGCAGCCGAGAAGAAGAAGCUGCAGGCGCUCAUCGACCGCCACAACAAGUUGAUGCCUUCUACGCAGGAGUCUCAAGCCAAGGUGGACGUGUAUGCCAGGUGCUACGCUUACGGUGACGACAUCAGUGCUUGCCUCAAGACCCUGGAGGAGAUGCGUCACUUGUCAGUCAAGGAGAUCCAUCCUCACAACAUGAACAUGGUUGAGGAGCAGAUCGAGAAAGUUGAAAAGAUUAUGAACACCAUCGACGGCCAGAGGGAAACUUACGAGGAGCUGCUCAAGCGAGGUAAGAAGCUCCUCCAGAACCCCAACAAAGCUCCCUUCCUCACCGAUCUCAUCGAGAAGAUGGAGAACACCUGGGUGGAGGCCAACGACCUCUCCAAGAAGAGGCACUCCAUGCUCGUCAACUCCGCCAAGGACUGGGAGAAGUACGAUGAACUCCGAGCUGCCAUCAACGAUCCUAUAGAGAAGCUGGAGGGCGAGCUGAAGCGCUACAGGAAGUUCUUCGACCCCGUGAUGGGCGCUCGCAAGCUGGCUCAGAAGAGAACCACCUGGGAGGAGCAGAAACAGUUAGCUGAUGACAUGUUUGCCAACAUCAAGAAGUGUUACAACACCAUCAUCGUCCUUGCCGGUGAUGACAAGAAGGAAUUCCUCGACAAGGAGGUUGCAGAUGUUGAAGACAAGAGAAAUGUCAUCGAAAAAUGUAAUGUUAAACUGAACAAGCUCUUCGAGUACAACGAGAAACUGGCCAAGGCAGUAAACCACGCCAAGGCUCUCCAAGACUGGGCUAGCCCAACCAACACCAAGCUCAAGGAGAUCACUACCGACCCUGACCUGAGCCCCGAGGACCGUGUCAAGGAGAUCCUCAUCCUUCAGGAGCAAGCACAGGAGAGGCUGCCACAGAUCGACCCCCUCAAUGCCGAAUAUAAGGCUUUACUCACAGACGAGGACCUUGAGAAAUCCGAGACCGCCAAAAAGACCCUGGCAGAUUGGAAUGAAACCAAGGCGUUCGUGACUGAAGUGUGCCAGGAGGUGGAGAAGGAGGCUGGGUCCAUCUCACAGGACCAGCGGUUCUACGCCGACUACCUGUGCGGAGUGAAGGAUUUCAAGCCCUGGAUGGAGUCUGCUGAAGCCAAGAUCAAGGAGCCUGUCCCUAAGCCCACCUCCCUGGAAGACGCUCUUGCUCUGUUGGAGAGUGCCAAGGAGUUCGACAGUGUGUGCGCUAAGGAAAAGGAAAAGCUGGACUCUGCUGGCAAGGCCCGCGACUCCAUGGAGAAGGCUAGCAGCACUGAGAAUGAGGUUGCUCCUCUUUCCAACCGUUGGGACACUGUCAAAAAGACCGUUGUGGAACGAGUAGAGAAGAUCCAGACCCUCGUGAAGACCUGGGAGGACCUGAAAACCACCACAGACGACCUGUCUGUCAAGGUGUCCGACGUGACCGCCAAGGAAGAGCCCAACCUCGAGGAACUGGAGAAGGUUUACGCCUCUGUGAAGGUUCUCUUUGACAAAAAGAAAGAGCUUCUUGGAGCUAUUUAAACAUUUUUUACUAUUUUGGAAAAUAAUAAGAGAAGAAAAUUAUAUAUUCUAUGGAUUGCACUUAGCAUUCAAUACACAUCUUUCAUGUUUAUAAUUCUAGCCCCAGUGGGCCGUCCGUGAUCAGUUUCAAAGCUGCAAGAGAUUGAAUCGAGAACGAGAGAGGAGAAAAACAGUGUUUAUUUUCAUUCACUAGGUACUACUUAAAGAUGUUGAAAAUAUUACUAAGCCAUAAAUAUUCCCAAAACAUAUCUCUGGCUAUAUGUAUAAGGUGGUUAUAUCAGUAAAUUGUGUACUGUCGCUGGCCGCGCGUGUUCUAUGUUGAAAGAGUCCCCCCCCCCCUUCCCUCGCUGUUGUCUGUCUCCUUUCAAUACACUUCCCUUCUUAUUUUCUAAAUAUUUUAAUCUAUUUCCUUCCAGUGGAAUUAUUUAUUAUGUUAUUGAAUAUUAUUACGAUUGUUGAUGGCUAAGAGAAGCAUAUAUAUAUAAAUAUAUAUCAUCUCAUAUUCACACAACUCUGAAUGAGAUAUUAGAGCAACAUGGUAAGAGGCGUUCUAAAAGAAUAUCACAGUAAUUCUUCAGUUCCUGGCACACCCCCGAGUCCCCACAACAAUGGGUGUACUUUCCUACUGUCAUUCACUGCUGGAUAAGCGACACAUGUUUCCGUACGUCGAUACACACUUCCGUGUUUCGACACCAUAUCAACCAGACCCAAUAUAAUUUCUGCUUUCAGGCAAGGAAGUUCCAAGUGCCAUCAUUGCAUAGUAUAAUAAACUUGCGAAAUGUAA
Messenger RNA from Cherax quadricarinatus, 2788 nucleotides. It is a transcript of the gene Mink, whose product is annotated as Mitotic spindle and nuclear protein. Gene Ontology annotation, cellular component: nuclear outer membrane; cytoplasm; meiotic nuclear membrane microtubule tethering complex. Gene Ontology annotation, biological process: nuclear migration. The record is from RefSeq and is a predicted model, not a curated record. NCBI's taxonomy places the organism in Eukaryota, Metazoa, Arthropoda, Malacostraca, Decapoda, Parastacidae. Gene Ontology annotation, molecular function: actin filament binding.